UUUUUUUUCUUUUUUCAUCUCUUUAUACGUUUCUUCCAUUUGAGUUUCGUGUUUGAAAACACUUAGGGAAGGGAGGGUUUUAUAGAAAAUUCAAUAUGUUUUUAAUUGUUUUUGCACUUAUGCAUGCAAUGAGAAUACGCAGAAGUCAAUAGGAAUCGUUUUUUGGUUUUAUCUCGAUGACCCCCAAAUCCUAUUUGGAUUAGAUCCAAAGAGAUUUUCAUUUAAUUUUCUUCUCUCUUAUCCUUUCCAAUGAGUAAAUUAAACAAAGCCAAACAUGCAGAAAUUUUCAUAUCAGCGUAAAAAACAGCUGUCGUUUGCAAUCAUAUCCUUUGUUCCAUAUCUAUUAUCUAUAAAAAAAAAAAAGCAAGUUGGACGCCGCUGCUUGCUUAUAAUCGUAUACAUUUGUUUUGCCACGCAAUUUCAAUUAUUGGCAUGUAUAUAGAUCACGUUGAUGCAUAUCUUUUUCAUGGUUCCUAAGGCUUUAGUCUCCAAAGGAAGCAAAACUUGAAAGGCCUUCUUUUCAUUAUUUGAUCCAGAAGAUGGAGAUUGUUUAUCAGCCUUAUAUUGACCCUGAAUUUGAGUCCCUUAUUGAACGAAUCAAUGCUCCAAGAGUUUGUAUCGAUAACGACACAUGCCAACACUGCACGGUUGUCAAGGUGGACAGUGCAAACAGGCACGGGAUUUUGCUAGAAAUGGUCCAAGUUUUGACUGAUCUCGACCUUGUUAUAUCCAAAUCAUACAUUUGCUCCGACGGUGGAUGGCUCAUGGAUGUGUUCCAUGUGAGAGACCAGCUUGGGAAGAAAAUCACUGAUGAGACUCUUAAUCUUUACAUACAACAGGAACUUUGUGAUACUAGGAGGAGAGGAGGGGUUCCAAAGGAAUUACAAACAUGUCACAAAAGGAAGCUGAGGCCAUGCCAUAUCUCAACAGAGCAUACGGCCUUGGAGAUAACUGGAAGGGACCGGCCUGGCCUCAUGUCUGAUAUAUCUGCAGCCCUAUACGAAUUGGGAUGCCAUAUUACGGCAGCCGUCGCGUGGACUCAUAACGGCCGCAUGGCCUGCAUAAUUCAAGUGGAAGAUGGACUCAAAGGAGGGCCUAUCAUGGUUCAAAAACGGCUGGCUCUAGUACAGGAGAAGCUAGAGAGUGUAGUUGAGGGCCAUCAUGAGAAUGGAGAUAAGAGGAGUGUACUGUUAACCGCUCCGGCAGCCGAUAGGACACAUACGGAACGGCGACUCCACCAGAUGAUGUACGCCGACAAAGACUACGAACCAUGUCAGGGAUGUGAUGGCAGCUGCAGGCACUGGAAUGGGUGUAAGAAGACUCAUGUGACGGUUGAGACUUGCAAGGAAAAAGGGUACUCGCUGGUGAACGUGAGGAGUAGGGACAGAAACAAGCUAUUGUUUGAUACAGUUUGUGCCUUAACCGACAUGCAAUAUGUUGUAUUCCAUGCAGCCGUCAGCUUAAAAGGCUCCAUGGCUAAUCAGGAAUAUUUUAUAAGGAGGCAGGACGGCUGCAGUUUGGUGUCGGAAACUGAAAGUCGUAAACUUGCCCAAUGUUUGGUUGCGGCAAUCGAACGAAGAGUUUCCCAUGGGGUAAGGCUGGAUAUAUGUACUGAAAACAAGAUGGGGUUGCUGUGGUAUUUAACGAGGGUGUUCCGAGAAAAUGGGCUAUCAAUAACACGAACGGAGAUAGGAACACAUGGGGAAAGAGCAAGCGGAUGUUUUUAUGUUACAGAUGCUUCAGGGAAUGAUGCAAAUCCAAGAACGGUGGAAUUGGUGAGACAACAGAUUGGGGGAUCUGUUUUGGUUGUAAACAAGUCCCCCAAUUCUUCAUUAAGUGUCAGCAGAAGCAGCGGUGAAAUGGAAGAAAGACCCAGAUUUUCAUUAGGAAAUCUCUUGUGGUCUAAGCUUGAGCGACUUACAUCCAGUUUCGGUCAUUAAGGAACCAAACUACCCUUUCAUGGUGUAACUAAACUACCCUUUCAUGCUGUAACUAUGUCAUUGUCUGUACAUAAAUUUCUUCAUCUCUUGGAAUAAAUCAGCAAUUGCUUA
Gossypium raimondii (Peruvian cotton) is the source of this 2051-nucleotide messenger RNA. Its product is annotated as ACT domain-containing protein ACR1. The coding region runs from base 540 to 1940 and encodes 466 amino acids. The record is from RefSeq and is a predicted model, not a curated record. The transcript has 7 exons. Lineage: Eukaryota; Viridiplantae; Streptophyta; Magnoliopsida; Malvales; Malvaceae.